AUGACCAACCACGACCCCGAUAAGGACACCCCCAAGGGCAUAGCCAACAAGAACCUAAUGGUGAUCGAGAGCCAGACUGCAUCUCCCUCAACUCCCAUUGGUGCUCGUGCUCCCGUUCCCUUCGGUCCUCCCAUUCCCCGCCUUGCGGACACGCGCCUAGAAAAGGUCCCCGGCGGUCUCAAGGAUCCGUCUCGCCUUAAGACCAAGAUUUCCCAGCUUCUGGACAAGGACGGUGACUAUCCAGAGGUCGAUGGCUUCCGCUUCAAGACCCUAGAAGAAGCUAGGGCGCCCAUGGACGAGCCUCAGUGGUAUUCUCCAGAGGUCGACCCCUCCAUCCCCGAGACCGACGCAGAGUAUCGUAAGUUCGUCGAAAUGUUGAUGCUAGCUUUCAAGGAUAUGACCCGCGCCAAGGACACCCAGGGCAACGCUUACCGCAAGCGGCUAACUCCGGGUGAAGGUGUCUAUUACCAGGACUGGGCUAUUGAAGCGUGCUCCUGGGACAUCGUCGGCAUGGCCAAGGACAUCCACCUGAACGGCUUCAAAGUUCGCAUCUACGAUAAGUCCAUCAUCGACAACAUCAGCCAGACCAAGGACUGGACUUUCGGACAGCGUAUAGAAUGGAUCUGUGCGGUGCUGAGGACCUCCAAGCAGAUUGGCGUUACUCUGAUGAAGAACGAGAAGACCUGGACUACUAUUGGCGCUCCCCACAAGCUGUACAGUAGCACCAUCGUCAACUGCGUCUCGAACGCGCACCGCGGCCAGUGGAUCAAGGUCGGCCGUGACAACGACCAGCACCAUCAGAAUCGUCCGAUUCGGGGUAGGCGUACUGCGGCUGAGAUGAUCGCGUCCGGUGACAACGAUGACACUGAUGAUUCUGGAGUGACUCCGGGUUCUCAGAUGAUGUUACAACCGCGACAGCCGGCUCAGAAGCGCCAGAAGCGUAGUCAACCGGGUAUGAAUGUCAUUCGGCAUGACCACCCAGCCAUGGCCAAUGACUCUGAAGGCGAGAUGUCUCCCGGAAAGAUGAAGAAGAAGCGCAAGACCACAACCCAGUACAACUCGUCAUCCCCCACCUACGUUGUUCAGUCAGAGACUUCGGCAUCUCAGCGGGAUAAGCACCACCCUGGUGCUGACAUAGGCGUUACCUUUUCGGACGUACUUCCCAUGAAGCAUGUCGUCGCUGUCCCCGUGCAAGCUGCUCGAAAGAACGGUGCCCAAGCUGAUGAUGUUGUCUUCAAGGAUGCUUUCAGCAAGGACGUAUUCAGCGAGGGUGCUAAUGGCAAGAACGCCUCUAACGACGGCGGGGACGGCUCCAUCAAGGAUAAGGGCAAGGGCAAGAUGAAGAAGACUAAGGACACCGGUUUCGUCAACUACCAUUGCGGAACUAAGGGCAUGGACGAGCUUGACUCGGACAGCUUUCGAGCGGCAGGUCGCGCGCCAGGAGGCUUCACCCGAACCGGAUCUCCCUCGUCCUCUGAGCUCUCCGAUGCACCUGAUGAUCUGCUAUCUCCUGGCUCUGGCUCUCCAACUCCCAACCACAAGCAGAAGGAGCUGCUGGACGACCCCGAGGACAAGGUUUCCAUUGAGGAGUACGCCAAGCUUCGGGGUGAGAUGGAUGAGCUGAAGGCGGCGCAAGCUGAGACCGACAAGAUUUUGGCGGCACUCCGCGCGGAGAACGCGCGCUCGUUGGCCUCGUUCCAUCAGGGCUCUUGA
Alternaria ethzedia is the source of this 1713-nucleotide messenger RNA. RefSeq lists its product as uncharacterized. NCBI's taxonomy places the organism in Eukaryota, Fungi, Ascomycota, Dothideomycetes, Pleosporales, Pleosporaceae. The coding region runs from base 1 to 1713 and encodes 570 amino acids. The record is from RefSeq and is a predicted model, not a curated record. The transcript has a single exon.